Messenger RNA from Mercurialis annua (annual mercury), 1261 nucleotides. Its product is annotated as pathogenesis-related genes transcriptional activator PTI6-like. Lineage: Eukaryota; Viridiplantae; Streptophyta; Magnoliopsida; Malpighiales; Euphorbiaceae. Gene Ontology annotation, molecular function: DNA-binding transcription factor activity; DNA binding. Bases 287 to 958 code for a protein of 223 amino acids. The record is from RefSeq and is a predicted model, not a curated record. The transcript has a single exon. Gene Ontology annotation, biological process: regulation of DNA-templated transcription.
AAACUUCCAAGAAUUAUAUACUUAUCUCUCUAUAAAUACACUCUCUACUGUCACUCUUCCCCUCAUUUCCUGGAUCCUUCAUUUUAUUUCUCACCUGACACAAAAUUCUGUUUCUUUCCCGCCAAAAUCUUAACACUUUGCUUCUAUUAAAGCUGAUUAAUUCCCCCUCUUUUGUCUAUUUGUCUCCUCCUUUUUCUUUCUUUCUUUCUUUAUAUAUAAUUUUGUCACUUGUUUUUAACCUAACACAGUCUUCUCCCAAGUUCAAGAAACCUUAAAAUCCAUUUCCAUGUCUUCACAACCAGCCACUCGUUCUUUUUCAAGAUCCAGAGUAGUUCGAAUCAUGUUCAGCGACCCUUAUGCUACUGAUUCCUCUGAUGAUGAGAAACCAAAGAAAAGAAACAGAUCAGUAAAGAAACAUGUAAGCCAAAUCACUUUAACAACUACUUCUUCUAAGGAUAAAGACGUGUCUCGCAAGAGAAGACCAAGAUCACCGGAAUCUGACCGGAAAAAGUUCCGGGGUGUCCGUCAGAGACCAUGGGGACGUUGGGCAGCGGAGAUUCGUGACCCGACCGUAGGAAAACGUGUUUGGCUCGGCACCUUUGACACUGCUGAAGAAGCUGCUACUGUUUACGAUCGUGCUGCUGUUAAAUUAAAAGGUGUUAACGCUGUUACCAACUUCUCUAACUCCGUUAAAGUUCCUGACGUUCAAAGAACGUGUAGUAAUAAUUCAUCCGAGUCUUGUGACUCGCCAUCACGCGCCUUCUCGUCUUCUCCGACGUCUGUUCUCCGUUAUGAUGAGUUAACGCCGUUUGAUGGUUUAGGAUUCGGUUUCGGUUACAGUUUUGGGUUAGAAGAUCUUGACUUGCCGUUGAAUCUAACUGAUUUCACGGUGUCGGGAAGACAGUUUGGCGGCGAGGAUUUCGUUGACCUCGACGAUUUCUUGGUCGACGUUAUAUGAUCGACGUGUCUUUUGUCUCGUAAUUAUUGGGAAGUUUGGUGAGCGUUUGGUAAUUUCAAUAUCCUUUGUUACUAUGUGGCUGUACUACUACUCGUUUUUCGGGGCAAAGGUGGCAAGCUUGACUAAGAAAUUCCAAGUUUACCCUUCCUCUUUGGAAUGGUUUGAUUAGUCAAACUACGGAGUGUAAAUUAAAGUGGAGUUUUUUCGGCCGAUUAUUAUAGGACGAUUUUGUCACGUGUUAUUAUAAAUUUUGUAGUCGUGUAAUUAACGGAAAGAUUAUUAAUUAUUUAAAUUAAUUUGCAA